Messenger RNA from Drosophila serrata, 4483 nucleotides. It is a transcript of the gene Sik2, whose product is annotated as Salt-inducible kinase 2. NCBI's taxonomy places the organism in Eukaryota, Metazoa, Arthropoda, Insecta, Diptera, Drosophilidae. Gene Ontology annotation, biological process: intracellular signal transduction; microtubule cytoskeleton organization; protein phosphorylation. Gene Ontology annotation, cellular component: cytoplasm. Gene Ontology annotation, molecular function: ATP binding; tau-protein kinase activity. The record is from RefSeq and is a predicted model, not a curated record.
ACCAAGAACAUGAUCUAUAUAGUCUCGGAGUAUGCCAGUCAGGGGAGAUUUUUGAUUACAUUGCCAAAUAUGGCAGAAUGUCGGAAUCGGCGGCCCGCUUCAAAUUCUGGCAAAUCAUUUCGGCUGUGGAGUAUUGCCACAAAAAGGGCAUUGUCCAUCGUGACCUCAAGGCCGAGAAUCUGCUCCUUGAUCUCAAUAUGAACAUCAAAAUUGCAGACUUUGGUUUCUCCAACCAUUUCAAGCCGGGCGAACUGCUGGCCACCUGGUGCGGCUCACCGCCAUAUGCUGCACCCGAGGUGUUCGAGGGGAAGCAGUACACAGGACCAGAGAUUGAUAUUUGGUCCCUGGGCGUGGUCCUGUAUGUCCUGGUCUGCGGCGCCCUGCCCUUUGAUGGCUCCACGUUGCAGAGCCUGCGGGAUCGUGUCCUCUCCGGUCGCUUUCGGAUCCCCUUCUUCAUGAGCUCCGAGUGUGAGCAUCUCAUCCGUCGCAUGCUUGUGCUGGAGCCCACCCGUCGCUAUACAAUCGAUCAGAUCAAGCGUCAUCGCUGGAUGUGCCCGGAGCUGCUGGAGCAUGUCCUUAUUGCCAAAUACAAUUUGGGUGCCGAGCGGCAAUCCUCGCUGGAGCCCAGUGAGGAUAUCCUAAGGAUAAUGGCCGAAUAUGUGGGCAUUGGGCCGGAUAAGACGCGGGCGAGCCUGAAGAAGAACACCUACGACCAUGUGGCGGCCAUCUAUCUGCUCCUGCAGGAUCGUGUUAGUCAUAAGAAGGAGCAGAGCAAUGGUUCCUCAGCGGCAUCCUCCACCUCCAUUGCUGCCUCCCAGCAGAGGCUGCUCUACAAGAGCACCAAGAUUGACCAGCAGCAACAGCAGCAGCAGCAACCGCAGCAGCAGCAGCAAUCCAAGACAAUAUCCACCAGCUCGAUCCUGGCCAAGGAUCAGGCCCACAAAAGACUUAGCCGUCAUCAGACGGUGCUCAUGAGUGACCGCCCUGUACCCGUGCCCGAUCCCAGUCACUAUUAUGCCAAGUAUUCGCCUCUCCAGCUGCCACUCCAUGCCCACCUGGCGGGUUAUCUAAAUGGCAGUGGUGGUGGUGCUGGAGGAGUACCGGUGGAAGUGGAGCCCUCAACUGGUAUACCCUUGCCCAUGCGUUAUACUCCCCUGCCAGCGGCUGUUUCACCGGCUCCCUCGAACUGCUCCUCAAACUCCUCGAGGAUGGGACGCCAUAGCCUGAGCUCCAAUUCACCGCGAAGUCAUCGCCCCGUGGCCAUAUCCCUUAGCAUUGACAACAAUCCCUCGCUGGCCAAUCUCCGGUGCAGGGAGAUGAUGGAGGGACCAGGUGGAGGCGGAAGCGGAGCACCCGGUGUACCCUUGGUAUCGAAGCAACUGCAUCAGACCAUCAGUGAGUACAUCAUCAAACAGAGCACCGAAGACUGCCGGCAGCUGCUGCAGCAGUCCACAGCUGUGGCGGAGGGCAAGGAGGAGAUGCCCAAGCUGCCGGAAACAGGAGCGGGACAGGGACAGGGAGCAAUGCCCGCUACUGCUGCCAAUGCUGGAGGAUCAGGAUCUGGUUCUGGUUCUGGUUCUGGCUCCUGCUCGGGCGAGAGCAACACCAAGACAAUAAAGGCCAUGUCCGGUUCGAGCAGCUUCGAUUCGCAGGCCAAUCUUGGCCAGAGCUUUCGCUACAAGAUGUCCGCCGAGGCCACCAAACUGUUCCAGACCCUCCAAGAGAGUCCGCUGCCCGUGGAGCAACGGAGCAAGCGACGUGGUCAUCUGGGCAGCAGCACCAAUGGCAGUGGCUGUGAUUCCGGUCAGGAGAUGAAUGAGUCCAAAUCAAAUGGGGAUAGUCGAUCCGAGAAGAAGGUCCUCGCCCAGGGCAGCUCCAGCACGGACGAGGGCUGUGAGACGGAUCAGGGCAAUGAUCCGGGCUCUGCCUCGCAGGAGUCCAAGGACAGCAAUGGCGGUGGCCCCGUACAUGGUCAUGGUCAUGGUCAGUCUAACGGCGGACCCACCUCGCAUUCGAGCAGCGACUUAACCCACCUAGCCGGCGCAGGCGGUGGCAGUGGCGGCGGCAGUGGAGGUGGCGGCCAGAGCCACCGGAUGCGUUCGUAUGCAAGCAGCAGCUCCUCCAGCGGCGUCCUGGCCGGCAGUGCCGGCAGCUAUUCUAAGAGUCUCAGCCAGAAUCUGAGUCGUGGCUCUUCGAAGAGCAACUGCAGCGGUCCAUAUGAUAGUCUGGACUUUGCCCUGCCCUCGGGCAAGGGUAGCCUGCCCUCCUGCAUGGGUUCCAGCUCCAUGCUGGCCACACCCACACCGGCAUCGGGUUCACCGGCAGCCGUCUCCUCGGAGCACUCAUCGGAGCGUUCGUUAUAUGGCAGCCAUAGCUCCUGCAUCCAUAUGCCAGGUGCCCUGGCCCUGGGCCUGGGCUUGGGUCUCGGCCUGCCGCCGCCCAGUUCGGCAUCGACGCCCACGCCGAAUCCCACGCCACCGCCGCCGCCAAACGGAGGAGGAGGAGGAGGAGGAGGUGCUCCCUUUCUGGACAAGCGUUCGCCCAUUCAUUUCCGCGAGGGACGAAGGGCCAGCGAUGGCCUGGUGGCCCAGGGAUUGCUCAGCUCUGGCAGCCUUCUUGGCACCAGUCGGGUGUAUGGAAGCUAUCGCUAUGAGCAGGCCAAGCGACACAACUGGCUGGAGAUCCAGCAGCUGCAACAGGAGGCGGCUCACCAGCAUCAGCAUAACCAUGGACAUGGCCAGGUGUAUGGCCUGGAGGAGCUAUGUCAAUUUCCCAAUGGUCAAUUCUAUGCCCUGCCCGCUGGCAAACAUCAUCCGCUAAUGACGCUGCCCCAUCACCAUGGACAUGGACAUGGUCAUGGACAUGGUCAUAGCCAUGGUCAUGGUCAUAGCCACGGUCAUGGACAUGGACAUGGACAUGGACAUGCUCAUGGACAUGGCCAUGGACAUGUUCAGCAUCCCCUGUUUCAUCCGGGUCAGGCGGCCGCUCCACCGCCGCUGCUCCUCGAGGCUGGCGCUGGCGGAGAUCUCUAUGGUCAUGCGGCCGCCGCCGCUGCUGCUGCUGCUGCCGCUGCUGCUGCGGCCGCCUGCUAUGCCCCGCCACCGCCGCCACCCGGUCUAUAUCCACAUCCGCAUCAUCCUUUGGGUGUGACCAGUGUGGCAGUGCCCAUGUCACCGAUGCAAAAGCCACCAUUGCAGCAGCAAUUGCUCCAGCAUCGUUUGCUCCAGCAGAAGCGUCAGCUCUUUCAGAAGCAAUACGCCCUGGAGGCACAGCUGGCCGGGCGACAUCAUCAGCAGCAGCAUCCACAUCCACAUCCCCAUCAGCAGCAGCAGCAUCAGCUCCAUCAGCACCAUCACUUUGGGCAUCCGCAGCCACCGCCUCCGCCACCGCCGGCACCCAAUCCCGAACAGCAUCUGGCCGAGGAGCUGUAUGAGCUGGCCCUCCUAGAGCGACCCAGGAGCGGCACACCGAGGCUGCAGCACUCGAUGACCAUGCCGGGAGCUCAUGCCUUCAGUCAGAUGAAUCUAAAGACCUCCUACAUCAGUCAAUCGGACCAGGGCACUGGUCAGGUGGGAGGAGCUUCAAAUGGUGGUGGGGCACCAGGUGGUGCCGGAACAGUACCGCCGUCCACAGCACCGGGCACGCCCACGGCGGUCAAGUGCAAGCCGGCCACGCCACAUGGGCAUAGCCUGGAGGCUGAAUAUCAUACAUCGACGCCCGUGCUCAGUUUAUUCACACCCAACUGGCAAUCGCUGGUGAAGCCGCUCAGCGAGAGUCCCAUCCUGGAGAUAUCCGAGCAUCUGGAGUCCGUCUAAGUGGGAUGAGGGAAAGAGGGAAAGGGGGGGAUGCUCUAUCCGGGGAGGGAGGCAUCGGACUAAUGGUGACCCUUUGUUGGUCACCUCAAUUUUUUAUUAAGCUCGCAAUCGCAAUUAUGAAUUAUUUGAUCCCAUAUACGAUAUACAAACCAUGCAAACAUAUAUAUAUAUAGAUAUACAUAGCGGAUAUAUAUAUAUAUACAAUAUACACGGAUCCAUCUGGAACUGGAGAACUGGUUAACUGAAGCUAUACGAUGGAAUCAACGUAAUAUUGGAAGAUUUAGUUGUGUUAUUAGCCUUAAGUAGUCCAAAGUUUCGUACGCAUACACGCAGACAUAUACAAUAUGUAUAUUGAUAAUAAUAGCGUUAAGCUAUAGCUCUUACUUAUGAUUACACUAUACACACCCCGGAGAGGAUUACGAGGAUGAGCAGGUGGGAGCAGGUGGAAGUGGAUUAUGAGAACAACGUAACUACAUAUAUCAAUUAUUCGAAGCAUUUAUUGGGGCAUAGAUAGGGUAUAUCCAUAUACGGAUAUAUCUAUUAUGUAUUGGUACAAUAAUUAGCGACAAGCAAACAAAAAAACAAAAAAAAAAAAAACUUAUAAAAACAAAACAUCGAUUGUUCUUAAACAUGGAAUUCAAAAUGUAAACCAGAUAUUAAAGUCAUUU